AUGCCUGCCCGGACCAGGGCCACCUGGCGACAGAUCAUGACAGCGCCCCUCUGCUCCUGCUGCACAGCCGAGCGGCCGCGCGCGCAACUGCCCUGCGGCUGCCGACCGCCAGUGGUGUUCACGUUGGACGCAGUGGCGGUGGCGGCGGUGGAGUCCAUCCGGAAGCGGGCGGUCUGCGGUGGCCCCCGGUCCUCCGGGGGUCCCUCCCUGGACCACCCCGCCAGAGACAUUCUUCUGCUGCACCCCACUGGCCGCCUUUCCCUCUGCAUCGGCUCGCGGCAUGUGUGCAACGUGGCCGUCAAUCUGCGCGACCCCGGCCGCUUCGCGCGCUAUGCCCCGGUGGCCGGCGGCGGCGGCCGGGCCGAGGAGAGAGUGGCAGAGACGCCCCAGAAGACGAGGCACAGCUGGGGGGACUCGCCGGGGGGUCUCUCCGACUGUUCCAUGGACGAGGCCGGCAGCGCCGAGGGUGGCGGAGCCGUUUCUCCUGGGAGCGAAGGCGUUGUGUCGGGGCCUAAUGUGGCCGGCCUGGGGGACGCGCUGGAAGCGCCCCCGGAGAUCGUGGACCUGGCGGACGCUGUUGGGGACAGGGUCACAGUGAGUUUUGCCGACGGCCGCGCGGUGCGAGUAGCGCUGCCGUUCACACCGGUGCGGCCGCUGCCGGGACUGGCACUGGAGGCGCUUAAAGAGGCUCUGGACCCCCCUGUCUGGCACGCCCUCUUCUGCCGCUUCAUCACCUCCCCGGAAGUAGGGGCGUCGGCGGGGGAUGUGAAGAGAGAGUGGGAGGCCUUUGCUGCGCUGCUGCUGAGAUGGGCGCAAGACCCCGUGUCGCUGAGCGCCCCCCCGCUCCGGCAGCGGGGGGCCGGCGGUGGCGGCCGGGGGGACUACUCCGCCGCCGGGGGGACCUCCCAGUCCACCGACGCCACCACCGCGGCGACACCUGGCGGCAGCGUUGACUCCGGACCAUCCGCUGCCUGGGAGGCCCUUCUGCAGUCCAGUCAGCACAGGAAAAUUCUGCAAGAGCGGAGGUACCCAUGGCUGAGGGUGGGCGAGGGGGCUCAAAGGGUGCCAGCCGGGCGUGACUCAUCGACCACUUCUGCCGCCGCUGACAUCAGCGAGAGGCCUGAUGUCACUAAGGCGCUGCAAGCGCUGCAUGCUAUCUACGAGGACUUCAAGCUGGAUGUGCUGAGGUGGCACCUGCUGCCAAAAUUGGCGCGGCUGCUGUGCCAGCUGGCAUCCCUCCAGGGCGCUCGGCCCUACCUGGACCAUUAUCAGCGCGACAUGGGGCCAGGCAUCGCCUCUACAGACAUGCCCCUGCCCAGCAGUGCAGGCGGUAACAAAGCUGCCACAUCAGCGCAGCAGGAGCUCGGCCCAGUGGCGGACGUGCACAGGGCGUUGCAGGAGAUGCUGGCCGGCAGGGGCGAGGAAGCUUCCCGGUGGCUGCCGCCGCUGGCGCAGCUGCAGCGCAGCUGCGUGUCGCGCACUGCUGACGUGGCGGCCUUCUACCGCGACAUUGCCUUUGUUUCAGGGCAGUGCUGUCAGGAGCUCUGGAGCGAGCCAGGCAAGACCGGCAGCCAAUGUAACCUGCGCAGCAUCGUCAUCAGCGCCUGUGAGGGCAUUGCUCUGCUGCUGUGGCAACGGGGGUGGAGCUUGAGGGAUGUGGACAGCCUGCCAGUGGGCAUAGCCCUGCCCAUCCGAGAGGCCCUCCACCGAUGCCGAGCCGACCCGCCAGCAUGCUGGCCGCCCGCGGCAUACACCCUUGUGGGCAGGGCGGACCUCGCGGCGAUGGCAGCAGCAGGGUCUCAGCGCGACCCCGAGAACAACGAGGCCGGGGGUUCCAACACCGUUGGUGGCACUGCGCCUGUUCAGGCACCGGGGGCCGUCGGUGCUACAGGACUGGAUCUGCGCGCGGAGCAGGGCGGCCUUAGAGCCGGCCGAGUCCCUGCGCUGUCUCCCAUGUGGCAGCCGCAGCUGCGCACGCCGGCACCAGCCGCGCGCAGCCGCCUGAGCAUCGGCGGAGGUCCGGGCCCGGCCGAGGCGGCUUCCGCGGCGGCCGCCGCAGCUUCCCUUGCCGCCAUGGCAGCUUCCUCGGCAGCUGCUGCGGCCUCCACCUCUGCCACAGCUGGUGGCCCCAGGGAUCCCCCGCAGCGGCCCCCCUCUGCAUCUGCCCCCUCGCCCUCGACGCAGCCUGGAGACUUCUACAGACCCGCACCAGCCACACCCUACACUCAGCGGCUACUCAUACCCGGGCUGGCCGAGGAAGCAGUGGCGAAUGGGCGCCACAGGGACAGCUCGGUGGCGCAAAGCAGCGUCCCCACUGACGGCAUAGAGGGCCUCUUCGACGAUUGCGAGCUGCGAUUCGGCCGAGACAAGCGCCUCGCUGAGGUGCGGCGGCUGCUGGCGAGCAACGAGCCGACGGCGCUGCGCGUGGCGGCAGCGCCGGAGGCCGGGGAUCCGGAGCAGAUGCAGGCGCAGCAGGUGCGGCUGAUGGCGCUCGGCACCCGCACAAUGGCGCUCCCCUUCGGCCGCGCCGCGCUCACCCUCGGCACGAUGCGCCCGCUGCCGACAGAGCCGCUGCCAAUCCCGCCGUUGUGCCUUUCCGGUCGGCUUCCGGAGCAGCACAACGCGACUGUCAACCUAGAUCUCACGGCUUCGCAGCCGCCGCCGGGCGGCGGCGCGGCCGCGGAUAUCACCGCAUGGCCAGAGUUCCACAACGGCGUGGCUGCAGGGCUGCGCAUGGCGCCGGGCUGCACGCAGAUGACGCGGACGUGGAUUGUGUACAACAAACCCAAAGUCGCCUCCUACACCCACGCCGGCAUGAUCAUGGGCCUCGGCCUCACAUAUCACCUGGCGUGCUUGUCUGCCACGGAUCUGUUCAGCUACCUGAGCCAGUACCACGACGCCACCAUCAUGGCUGUACUCCUGGGCAUCGGCGCAGCCAAAGCAGGCAAGGCCACUAAUCAGCUUUUGUGCUUGCAUCCUCCUCACAGCUGCAUCGCACUUUGUCCUUUCGUUCCAUGGGAGACGAUAGAGAGCAUGCUGAAGGAGAUAGGGCGGCGGCCGGGGUCUCUAGAGGGAGGGGAUUUGGCUGGGGGAAUGAAGGAGGGAGGCCCGGUCUCAGAGGACCGCGAAGGAUACGCUCUGGCCGCCGGGCUGGCACUCGGAUUAGUCAGCCUCGGCAAGGGUCGCACGGCGAUUGGACUGUCUGACCUGCAAGUUGAAGACCGGCUGCGGUACUACAUGACGGGUGGCAACAAGAUGGGCGCCAGGGCGGCCGCUGACUCGCGCGCCGGUGCCGGCCCCGGCAUCGCCGGCUUCGACCCGACGUCCGGCGCCGAUCCGAUUUUUGCCGCGGCCGGCCGCGCCGAGGAGCAGCACCAGGCGCAACAGGCUACCUCCCAGGUGGUCCUGGAGGGCAAUUUGGUGAACAUGGACGUGACAUCACCGGCCGCCACGCUGGCGCUGGCACUGAUGUACCUGAAGACCAACGACGCGGCCAUCGCAGCCUCCUUCUUCGUGCCGGACACCCACUUCGCGCUGGACUAUGUCAAGCCGGAGUUUGUGCUGCUGCGAGUUCUGGCGCGGGGGCUGGUCAUGUGGGACAGUGUGCAGCCCACCAGGGAGUGGCUGCAGUCUCAGCUGCCGGACCUCAUCAAGGGGCCGGUGUCGGAGUACAUGUGCACUCCGGAGCAGGCGGCAGGGCUCAAUGCGAAGGCAGGCCACAAAGUGGAUCUUGAGGCGCUAGCGCAGGCGCACGUGAAUGCGAUUGCCGGAGCCUGUUUAGCCAUGGGGAUAAAAUUCGCCGGCAGCGCCAAUUCUGGCGUGCGCACCGUGCUCACAGAGAUGCUGCAUUACCUGCUCGCUGCCAAGAACGACGCCCCUGACAGCGCUGCAGGCGCGGCAGCGGCGUGGGGCCGGCUGGACAAAAUGGCGAUUGAGAACUGCAUCUGCACCAUAGCACUGGCACUCGCUGCGGUCAUGGCCGGCUCCGGGCAUCUGCAGACGCUGUGCCUCUUCCGAGGUCUGCUCAAGCGGCUGCAUCCGGUCACGUCCGCGGCGCCUGCGGGCCCUGCGCGAAAUUACGGCAGCCACAUGGCGCUCAGCAUGGCGAUCGGCUUUCUUUUUCUGGGCGGCGGAUCGCGCACGUUUGCCACGCAUGACUCAGCGGCCGCCGCGUUAGUCAUCGCGCUGUACCCCCGCUUCCCGGCCUCCACCAUGGACCACCGCUGCCACCUGCAGGCAUUCCGCCACCUGUACGUGCUGGCCUCAGAGCCUCGCUGCGUUGACGCGAUCGACGUGCACACGCAUGAGAGCGUCUACGUACCCCUCUCCAUCCGCUCGCGCCCCUUUUCGUCCCCUUUGGUCAGGGGAGCGAACCCUAGCCCCGGCACCGGCGUGCGCAUCCGCCACGAAGACCUGCUUGACAUGGAGUCUGCAGAGCUGAGGAGGGAUCUAUGGAACGUGGAAGAAAUGGUGCCGAGCACCUCAGGGCGCGGUGGGGAUGCAGACGGCGCUGCCAAGGCAAUGGCUGUCAGGAAGACUGCACCUUGCCUGCUGCCAGAACAAGACCAGGUGGAGGAGCUGCAGGUGUGCGGGCCGAGGUACUGGCAGCAGCGGCUGGCGGUGGGCAGCGGGGGGUCCGGCGGGGGGCCCCUGGCAAGCCUGUUCAGGACGCGCACGCUGUUUGUGCAGCGCAAGAGCGGCGCUCUGUCGUACAUGCACGACCCCUCCGGCGUGCGCAGCCUGCUGUCACAUGCCCUGGAUGAGGGUUCCGGCCCUGGCGCCAACGGCUUUGAUCUGGUGCACCUGUGCUCCACUUUCGCGGCCAACCCAUUUGUGAUGGCGUUCGCCCAGCGGCUGGCUUCAGGCACAAGCGCAUCAGCCACCCCUCCUAACACUUCCCCUGCAGACACGGCUGCCACGGAGUUCCACAGCUUCUGCCGCAGCUGCCUGCGCGAGUGCAUCGCUGAGGACAAGUCUGCAGCGCUUGGGAGUUACCUGUUCCUGUACAGCCUGGUGGACAUCCUGACUGGCACCCCCAGUGAAUCAUCGGCCAACAAGCCAGGGGUGGAGGGUGCAUGGGGAUUGAGGGCGUUGGCAGGAGGAAUAGGCCCGACAGUGCCCCUUUGGAGCCUCAAGCUGGCGCUGGCCUACCACAGCAGCGGCAUGAGCCUGGCGUGCUCACACAUCGCACGCCACCAAAGUGGCAGAGAUGGGGCCAAUGGGGAGGGUGAGUGGAGGCCGCUACUGCGUCCAGCGUUUCUGGAGUCUCUGUGGCAGAGGGUGACUCAGCAGUGGGCAGCUGCGGGGCACCUACCUAGCGGCGCCAGUCCUGCGGCGUUCCCGUCGCAGCUGCUGCAGGGAUACAUCCAGUCGGGGGCGUUCCCGGCACCGGACGGCGCAGGCCGCUCUGCAUGCGCGCUGGAUCUCUUUGGCGCAUUCCUGGCGCUGAUGCAGUUCCCGGAUCCCCAGGCGGCAGCUUCCGCGGUGCAGGAAGCUGCUGAGGCGGCGGCGGUUGCCAAUGCAUUGGCAGCGGGCACACCAGCAAAGCGACGCAGGUCUGCGUCCUCGUCCGCAAGCGCGCUGAUGUCAGCACAGCAUGCAGCUCUGGCUGUCGCGCCUGUUCUGGCCGCCAGCCUGCCAGGCACACCCCCGGAGACCGUGGCCCUCCUUGCAGCCUGCCUCCCUUGA
This is a messenger RNA of Coccomyxa subellipsoidea C-169, 5688 nucleotides long. RefSeq lists its product as hypothetical. The transcript has 34 exons. NCBI's taxonomy places the organism in Eukaryota, Viridiplantae, Chlorophyta, Trebouxiophyceae, Coccomyxaceae. Gene Ontology annotation, molecular function: molecular adaptor activity. The record is from RefSeq and is a predicted model, not a curated record. Gene Ontology annotation, cellular component: anaphase-promoting complex. Bases 1 to 5688 code for a protein of 1895 amino acids. Gene Ontology annotation, biological process: metaphase/anaphase transition of mitotic cell cycle; protein K11-linked ubiquitination; anaphase-promoting complex-dependent catabolic process.